Molecule: messenger RNA, 5675 nt
Organism: Diuraphis noxia (Russian wheat aphid)
Lineage: Eukaryota; Metazoa; Arthropoda; Insecta; Hemiptera; Aphididae
Biological process (GO): spindle organization; establishment of meiotic spindle localization; mitotic cell cycle
Cellular component (GO): spindle pole
Molecular function (GO): calmodulin binding
Source: RefSeq, a predicted model, not a curated record
UGCUCUCGACGACAACAACAAUAACGCAGCCGCGUUAUUUUAACGGUUUUUUCUGUUCAGCAGUUCAGCUCGGCCCUCGUAUGGAUUUUUUCGUUUACCCGUUCUAACUUCUAAUCGUGUUACUAAUUAUCGGUUCAGUAUUUGACAGAUUAACGGCAUAUCGUUGCGACGUUUUGUGUUGAUAAAUAUAAUUGUAUAUCAAUAUUAUUAGUUCUGUGACUAUGUAUUUCGAACGACCUCUUAUCCAGUCAUAAGACAACUCACCAUCAAUAAUAUUUCUGAACUUUGAUUCAAUUUUAAUCUACUGGCUUUCAAAAUGUCUCAAUUUGUUACUGAAUUUUCACCUCCUGUGAAAUUUAAAUCAAAGCAAGAAGAUGAGGAAAAUACUGUACUUGAGUAUUAUUUGGUAUUAGCACCAUUUCAAAAGCAGACUCAAGUAGAAUUUUCAAAUAUAAGAAUUAAAGAAACGGCCAUUAGAUUUCUGACAGUUGUUAAUUUGCUUAACAAACCUAGACAGUUUGUUUUACCUUCUGCAAAUGAUGGUAUACAUUUUGAUGUUUAUGAAUUCACUUUACAACCAAAUUCACAACGUAAGCUAUCAAUUACUUGGCAACCAUGUGUGUAUGGAAACAUGCGCAAAUUGAUUAAAAUAGAAGAAGUAGAUAACAACAGAAAAUAUGAUUUUGUUAUUUUUGGAAAUUGUAUCGACCCUUUACGCAAGAAAUUAAAAGGUUCUUCUAUAACAUUAACUAAGUCCAAAAAUUCAAAUUCAGCAAAAAAUAAAUUUAAUGGUGGGCAGAACAAAAUAAUUUUGAAUAAAACUAAAUUUGUUAAAAGUGCAUCAGAAAGAGUUGUUUUAGUUGAUAAUUCCACAAAAAUAUCUGAACCUCUUCGUGCAGAAAUUUUAGAAUCGCCCAUGAGGCGGCAAACCUUUUUAGUUGGAGAAAAAGAAAAUAUUCGGAAUUCGGAAAAUAACAUGAUUGACUAUGACACAACCUUCAAUAGUUUUGAACACUGUUUUAAACAUUCAGAUGGAAAGUAUCAAUAUACCACAUUCAAUAAUCACAUUAAUACCAAAAAUACUAAUUGUGACUUAAUGACAGAUGAUUCACUAGAUGAAUCACCCAAAAAAUUAAUUAGCACUAAUUCUCCAUUUAAUGACUUUUUUUUGACUCCAUUGAAAAGUACUGAAAACUUGAUUUCUCCAUUCAGUAUCACGAAAAAAUGUAUAACUUAUGAUAUAGCUGAUGAAAACAUGGCUUUUACUUCAUUUAACACAUCCCCAUUUAAGCCAAUAGAUGCUUCAACUGCAGCUAAGAUUUACACUCCUGAUAAUAGAAAACCGACAAGAGUAUCUGUAAACCUUUGUGAGAAAUUUGAAGAAAUACCAAAAAAUGAAUCAAAUAUAGAUGGUGCAACUUUUAUUAAAAAUAUCAGCUCAAAACAAUUUGAAUUGCCUCUAAAACUUGAAGAAUCCUUUAACAUGUCGCAAAAUCAUGAAUGGACUACUACUCGUAAACCUACACAUCAUACAAGGGUUAUUUCAAGCAGUACUAAGCCAAAGAGACCGUCAUUUGUUUUAAAAAAUUCUCCUUAUUACAAAUGUAGCCCAAAAUCUUCAUUAAUUUCUAAGAAUAGAUUGAAGCAAUAUAGCAUUCUUAGUCCACGGACUAAACAUUUGAAAACUCCAAAAUUGGAUAAAUGUGAUCAAUACCUCAAAUGCUUAGCAAAUCCAGAACUUGUGUAUCACAAUAAUGCUGAAGAUCCGUUUUUAAAAAUGUCUCAAUAUUAUGAAGCUGAAUGGUUGGAUCGUCAAGAAUCUGAUAUGAUUCGAUGGUUAAAUGCACUGCUUAUGCCUACUGAUAAAUUGGCAGAUGAAGAACAAGAUGACUUGGAKCAAGCAGCAAUGGCUUGGGAAGAGGCAUCCAAGACAAACCGUAGAAAUAAGCCUAUGCAAUUUGCUACCCAGAAAGAUCUGUUUGUAUCACAAAUAUACAAGCAGUGUCCCCAACAAUGGAGUGCAUUACGGAAAGCAACAUCAAAUCUUAUUACAUCUACAAAUGUCGCAACUGUUUUAUCAAAGUUGGCUGUAUCAAUAGAAAAAGAUUUCAUUACAGUUCGAGAUGAUCGUCAAAUACAUUUGGAUUUAAAUUUAAAGAAAAAAAUUACGGAUUUGUUAAAAUGCUUUAAUCCUCUGUGGUUACGAAUUGGUUUGGAAGCAGUGUAUGGUCAAUUAAUUCACAUAAAUCCUGGAUCUCAUGACUUAGAUGGAGUUGGAUGGUUUAUACGCAAAAAUUUGUUUAAUAAUGAUUUCAUUAAACAAAAAUUCACCAAAGCUACUGUUCUUCAAGUGAACCUUCCCUCUUACAAUAUCGCCAUGAAAAAAUUUAUUUUGAAAAAAAUAUUUAUGCUUGUAUAUUUUUUGGACCGCGCCAAAGAACAGCAACUUAUCAGACAUAAUCCUUGUCUUUUCAAAAUAGACUCUCCUUUUAAAAGUAGCCAAGACUUCUUGAUGGGAUUUUGUGCUGACAUGGUAACAGCAAAUGGAGACAUAAAUCGUCGAUUACGUAGUAUCGGCUAUAUUUUGACCCAUAAACAAACCCAUCUGGACGAAGUAAAUUAUGCAGUCAAAUCAUUAAAUGAUCUUAGAGAUGGUACCAGAAUCACUAAAGUCGUAGAAAUCUUGUUCAAAGGAGAACCACUGUCGCACAAACUAAGACUUCCCGCUAUAUCGAAACUGCAGAAAAUUCACAAUGUAAAUUUAGCAUUAACAAGGAUAUCUGAACAUAUUAGUAUCGAAGGAAAUAUUAGUACUCGUGACAUUGUGAAUGGUCACAGAGAAAAAAUGUUAUCAUUAUUCUGGCAAUUAAUUUAUAAGUAUUUAACUCCUCGAUACAAUAAAGCAGCAAAAACAAUUCAACAUUGGUGGCGAAACAAUACCCUAAAAUUUGCUAUCAUUAAAAGGAUUAGAGCUAAGCAGACAUUUAAACGUCACUUGGCUGCUACUAAAAUACAAGCUUGUGUUCGUGGUUAUUUGACUAGAAAACAUUGGCCACAUGAACAAGCAGAAUUGAUAAAAAACCGUGAAAAGUUACAUCUAGCGUCAACUAAAAUCAAACAAUACCUACAAAAUAAACUUAAACUUUUAACAGAAGAUCGAAAACAUUUUAUAAUUUUAAGAAGAACUACAGUGUUUGUUCAAAGAAAAUUUAGAUCCAAAAUUGSAAUGAAAAGAGAUCGACAACAAUAUAUAAAAGCUAAACAGUCAGCUUUACUUAUUCAAAAAAUGUAUCGUGGUUAUACAACAAGAAAAAACUGGUCGCAAAUAAAAAAUUCCCUUAUAAUAGAAAAGAUGAACAGAACUAAUUCCAUUAACGUAAUUAAACGCUUUCUCAGAAAGAACUUACCACCUACUGAAGACUUACUGUAUUAUAGAAAAUUAUUGCAUUAUACAUUGGCUGUUCAAAGAAAAUUCAGGGCAAAUAAUUUGAUGAAAGCACAGAUGAAAGCAUUUAUUAUGUUUAAAAAAAGUGCAAUAGUUAUACAACAAAGAUUUAGAGCAAAACAAGCAAUGGUUAAACAAAAAAAUCACUAUUUAAAACUUAAAAUGUGUGCAGUUAAAUUACAAGCUGUAACUAGAGGUUACAUUAUGAGGAAACAAUGGUCUGCAUUACACGCUGAGUUAAAAGCUAAUAGAUUGCGUUUAAUAAUUUGUAGUAACAUUAUUAAGAGAGCUCUUAGAAGUAAUCUUCCAUUGACAGAAGACCGUGUUCAAUUUCUUGAUUUAAAAAGGUCUGUUAUUGUUGUACAAACACGAUUCCGUGCUUUGAAGGAAAUGAAGCAACAAAGACAAAAUUAUCUGGAAAUAAAAACAUUAACUGUUAAACUGCAGAGUGUGGCUAGAGGAUAUAUAUUAAGAAAUCRAUGGCCAGCCCUACGAAGUGAGUUAAUACUAAAACGUCAACGUUUGAUCAAUUGUAGUAAUAUAAUUAAAAGACUUCUGAGAAAAAAUCUUCCAGCUAAUAAUGACCGUUUAAAAUUUCUUGAGCUAAGGAAAGCCACUACUCUUAUCCAAAGUAGAUUUAGAGCCAAUAAACAAAUGAAAGAAUAUCAGAUACUGCGUAACAAUGUUAUUGUAAUUCAAAGAAGAUUCAGGGCCAAUGUGGCUAUGAAACAACAAAAACUUGUUUAUAAAAACACCAGAGCAAAAAUUAUUCGACUACAAGCAUUCUUUAGAAGAUAUUUGGUUCUCAAAAAAUGGCCAGAAAUCAAAUAUAAGUUAGAAGCUAAUAAGAAACAAUUGAUUGCUGCUAGUAAUACUAUAAAAAAGUUCCUGCGCCAUUGUUUAUCACCUACUCCUGAUCGUUUAAGAUAUAUCAAACUGAGACAGGCUGUUGUGUACAUCCAGGCGAGAUAUCGGGCUGUUGUUACUAUGAAAUCAGCCGAACGAGAAUAUUUAUUAUUAAAAGAUAGUGUGAUCAUAAUACAAAGACAUUACAGAGCACAUAAGGCCAUGUUGUUACAAAAAGAGCGAUAUAAGCUUUUGAAGAAAUCUGCAAUUGUAUUGCAGACUCAUAUUAGAGGAUACUUGGCGCGUAGACGUUGGCCUCAGUUGAAAGAUAGUAUGGAAGCUAAACGUAGACUAGCGUUUGACACUUUUGAGUGCAAAAGGUYGUUAGCUGGCCAUGCAUUCUUAUUUGAGUUGAAAAUGGAAAUGCGAGCUGCCAUACAGUUACAAAUUUGGACCAGAAAUGUCAUGUCAAAUCGUAAACAUUUACAGAAAGAGAAUGUUGCUGCGUCUAUAAUACAAGCUUUUGUCAGAGGAUUUUUGGUAAGAAAGAAAUUACCAAAGAUUAAGGAAGAAUUACAUAAUCAUAAACUUGUACGAGCUGCAACUUUGAUACAGGCCAUAUGGAGAGGUUAUACUGUAAGAAAGAGAUAUCAAUGUAGACGAGAAACAAUUAGAAUUCCUUCAAAAAGUGCCCUCACGUUGGGAAAACGACACAAUGACGUGGUUGAUGUAUUGAACAAGCAAAGAAGGAAUGAGUAUUCCUAUCGAGAACUCGCUACAGUUUUCUGGAACUUAGAUACAUGUACAACUUUAUCCAAAGAGCUAUGCUUGAAGACAUCAGAAGGUAUAAUUGUGGACAGCAUAUUUCACUUUUUGCAUUAUUCCAAUCAGUCACAACCAAGUAUUGAUGCAAGAGAGCCAGCAAUCCGUGUGCUGACAAAUUUACUUAAGUAUCAUGAAACCUCUUGGCACAUCUGGGUGAGAACUGUGAAUGCUGAUAUGGUAAAAGACCUAAUCAAAAUGAUGAAGACAUGUUGUGGAAAAAUCAGCUCAAAAAAAUUGUAUUGUUCAAUUGCUACUUGGCUUUGGAUAGCCCUACAAGACCCGGAAAAAAAACUUUACAUCAAAAAAAUUCCAUCCGCUAUGGUAGACUUGAAAUUCAUGAUGGAUACUUUGAAAAAGAAGUACAUAWCAUCUAAAGUGGACAAAAAGACAAUGGUGUUACCCUCGACACGGCCUACAUGGAGUAUUGGCUCUAAAUGUCAAAAGUGUUUUGACUCUGACUUCUACGCAACAGUUCAAAUUUGCAAAUUGUUAGACAUUUAAAAUAAUUAUUACAUUUUUCUUACUUUUUUUUUUUUGCUUUUUGUCAUAACAUUUUAUU